GGUACUCGGGGCCGCAGGUAACUCGCCGCAGUAGGCUGGGACCGGCAGCCGCACCGCCCAGCCCCAAAGGGCACCGCGGGCGGGUCUCUGCAGCUCCCACUGCACAGCCCCGCCGCAGGUGCCGCCCCCAACACACUGGAUCCCGCCCAAGCUCCUCUGUUUGCCGUCGGUCGGUGCGUGCGUGCGCCUCGUCGGUCCGCGUGUGUGUGGCCGAGCGCCCCCUUCCUCUGCGGCCAUGACUCCACCGCCGCCUCCGCCCCCACCCCCGGGCCCAGAUCCCGCAGUAGACUCCGCCACAGACCCCAGCCCGGGGCCGGAGUCGCUGGUCGUUUUGUUCGGGGCCACUGCGGGUGCGCUGGGGCCGGACCUAGGCUCGGACGAGACCGACUUAAUCCUCCUAGUUUGGCAAGUGGUGGAGCCGCGCAGCCGACAGGUGGGGACGCUGCACAAGUCGCUGGUGCGCGGUGAGGCGGCUGCACUGAGCCCGCAGUGCCGCGAGGCGAGCGGCCUGAGCGCAGACAGCCUAGCGCGGGCGGAGUCGCUGGACAAGGUGCUGCAGCAGUUCUCACAGCUGGUGAGCAGGGAUGUGGCUCUGCUGGGCGGAGGCCCCUAUGUGCUCUGCACUGAUGGGCAGCAGCUGUUGCGACAGGUUCUGCACCCUGAGGCCUCCAGAAAGAACCUGGUGCUCCCGGACACCUUCUUCUCCUUCUACGACCUCCGAAGAGAGUUCCAUAUGCAGCACCCAAGCGCCUGCCCCACCAGGGACCUCACAGUGGGCACCAUGGCACAGGACUUGGGACUAGAAACAGAUGCAACAGAAGAUGACUUUGGGGUCUGGGAAGUUAAGACUAUGGUAGCUGUUAUUCUCCACCUACUCGAAGGGCCCAAUGGUCAGUUGUUCUCGAAGCCAGAGGUGGUAAAGCAGAAAUAUGAAACGGGGCCUUGCAGCAAGGCUGAUGUGGUGGACAAUGAGACUGUAGUACGGGCCCGUGGGUUGCCCUGGCAGUCAUCAGACCAGGAUGUGGCUCGAUUCUUCAAAGGGCUCAACAUUGCCAGGGGUGGUGUAGCACUCUGUCUCAACGCCCAGGGCCGCAGAAAUGGCGAGGCCCUCAUCCGAUUCGUGGACAGCGAGCAGCGGGACCUAGCACUGCAGAGACAUAAGCACCACAUGGGUGUCCGCUACAUCGAGGUAUAUAAAGCCACAGGGGAGGAAUUUGUAAAGAUCGCAGGGGGCACAUCACUAGAGGUGGCCCGUUUCCUGUCACGGGAAGAUCAAGUGAUCCUGAGGCUGCGGGGACUCCCUUUUUCAGCUGGGCCAACAGAUGUUCUAGGCUUCCUGGGGCCAGAAUGCCCAGUGAGUGGGGGUGCUGAUGGGCUGCUCUUUGUGCGCCACCCUGAUGGCAGGCCAACUGGAGAUGCCUUUGCUCUCUUUGCCUGUGAGGAACAGGCACAGGCUGCUCUGCGCAGGCACAAAGGCAUGCUGGGUAAGCGAUACAUUGAACUCUUCAGGAGCACUGCAGCUGAGGUGCAGCAGGUCCUAAACCGCUAUGCAACCAGCCCACUCCUUCCCACACUGACUGCUCCGCUGCUGCCCAUGCCCUUUCCACUGGCAGGAGGGACCGGGAGGGACUGUGUACGCCUUCGAGGCCUGCCCUACACAGCCACCAUUGAAGACAUUCUGAGUUUUCUAGGAGAAGCAGCAGCUGACAUUCGGCCUCAUGGUGUGCAUAUGGUGCUCAACCAGCAGGGCCGGCCAUCUGGUGAUGCCUUCAUCCAGAUGUUGUCAUCGGAGCGUGCUCUGGCUGCUGCCCAGCGUUGCCACAAGAAGGUGAUGAAAGAACGCUACGUGGAAGUAGUCCCUUGUUCCACAGAGGAGAUGAGCCGUGUGCUGAUGGGGGGUUCCUUGAGCCGCAGUGGCAUGUCCCCCCCACCCUGCAAACUGCCCUGCCUCUCGCCACCUACCUAUGCCACCUUCCAAGCCACCCCAGCCCUCAUUCCCACAGAGACAACAGCGCUGUACCCUUCAUCUGCACUGCUUCCAGCCGCCAGGGUACCUGCCGCCCCUGCUCCUCUUGCCUACUACCCAGGGCCAGCCACUCAACUGUACAUGAACUACACAGCCUACUACCCCAGCCCCCCAGUCUCUCCCACUACUGUGGGCUACCUCACCACACCUCCUACUGCCUUGGCCUCGGCUCCCGCUUCAAUGUUGUCACAGCCAGGAGCCCUGGUCCGAAUGCAAGGGGUCCCAUAUACGGCUGGUAUGAAGGAUCUCCUCAGUGUCUUCCAAGCCUACCAGCUGGCCCCUGAUGACUACACCACUGUGAUGUCUGUUGGUGACCCACCUCGCACUGUGUUACAAGCUCCCAAGGAGUGGGUGUGUCUGUAGAAGAGGAAACCAGGAAGCAGACUGAGCUGAUGCCUAACAUGCCUUUCCUGAGGGCAGAGUACCCUCAAUCCAGUGGCUUCUUUCUGGCUUGUACAAGCUCUCAAAGGCACCUGGAAAAGACCAAGCUCAACACCAUUCUCCUUCCUUCCAUAUACCCUUGUUCCUCUGCCUGCUUACCCUAAAGAUGAUGGCUACCUUACAGGCAGGGCUGGGGUGAUGAGGCUGCUCUCUAUUCCUGGUGGUGUGACACCUAGGAAGCCUUUGAUCCGUCCUUGGCUCUCCAACACUAGAGUUGAAGGGU
Messenger RNA from Onychomys torridus (southern grasshopper mouse), 2690 nucleotides. It is a transcript of the gene Esrp2, whose product is annotated as epithelial splicing regulatory protein 2. Lineage: Eukaryota; Metazoa; Chordata; Mammalia; Rodentia; Cricetidae. Gene Ontology annotation, molecular function: RNA binding. The transcript is spliced from 15 exons. Gene Ontology annotation, cellular component: ribonucleoprotein complex. The record is from RefSeq and is a predicted model, not a curated record. The coding region runs from base 236 to 2389 and encodes 717 amino acids.